Actinia tenebrosa (Australian red waratah sea anemone) is the source of this 2850-nucleotide messenger RNA. RefSeq names its product sodium/potassium/calcium exchanger 4. Gene Ontology annotation, cellular component: plasma membrane. The record is from RefSeq and is a predicted model, not a curated record. Gene Ontology annotation, molecular function: calcium channel activity; calcium, potassium:sodium antiporter activity. Lineage: Eukaryota; Metazoa; Cnidaria; Anthozoa; Actiniaria; Actiniidae. Gene Ontology annotation, biological process: calcium ion transmembrane transport; intracellular calcium ion homeostasis.
CAUGAAGGAUGGCCGUAAGGAAGAGCUGUGGAGUACCGUUCUCCAUCCAAAUGUAACUUUACCUUCCUUUUAAUUACUUUUUAUCUUACAGAGUUAUGAAGAGCCGAAAAAGGUUCUUCAAGAACCGAGUACUGACUGCUAUAGUUAUCCUAGCUCUAUAUGUAGUCGUAGCCUCAACAUACAGCAGUUUUGCCAAUGACAAGACGACAACACAAUCCGCAGAAAGGAGUGAUGUGGAAGAGUUUCAAUUACCCUCGAGGCGACUUCUCGCCCACAAAACACGAAAACUCAACUGUACACCUCCAGCGAUUCUAGAGUUUCCGGAUGACAUGUUCAACCAAAAGCAAAGACAACAUGGCGCUGUGUUGGUUAACUUUCUCGUGUCAUUUUACAUGUUUUGGGCCAUUGCAAUCGUUUGUGAUGACUACUUCGUUCCGUGCUUAGAAAUUAUCUGUGAUCGUCUUGGACUUCAGACAGAUGUUGCUGGGGCAACCUUCAUGGCGCUUGGAAGCUCUGCGCCGGAAUUAUUUGCAUCUGUUAUUGGUGUUUUUAUCACAAAAGGAGACAUUGGUGUCGGCACUAUCCUAGGGUCAGCGGUCUUUAACGUGUUGUUCGUGAUUGGAGUGUGUGGUAUAAGCGCUGGAACGGUUCUGUAUCUUGCUUGGUGGCCUCUUGUCCGGGAUAGCUUUUUCUAUCUAUUAAGCUUGAUUGGCCUUAUGUUGGUCCUUAUGGAUAAUGUUGUUGUUUGGUCUGAAGCAACAGCUAUGGUUUCUUUCUACUCUGUGUACCUCGUUAUCAUGUACUUCAAUCCUCGCAUCGAGGCUUACCUAUACAAAGUGACUAAGACCACUACCCCAGAGUAUAAAUCUGACCUUCACGAACAGCAUGCCAAGAAUGGCCGGGAUAAUAAAGGCAACUACAUCAAAGUAAAAGAGGAUGAAGAAAAUGGAGUGGAAGAGAAAGAGAAAAAAGAUACGGAGACUGAAGAUGGCGAUGAGAAAAAGAGUAAUAUUUCAGACAGUGGAGAACAUCUGGCUCACCAUCAUGAGUACGAAAAACACGUCCCUCACGAAGUCCCAGACCUCACCCUUGGCUCACCAUUCUCUCCACCUAAAGGUGCCUGGAAACGAUUCUGUUGGUUUUUAGGCCUUCCCAUCAACAUAGCCUACUACUGUUCAAUUCCCGAUGUCAAGAAAAAAUCGUGCGAAAAAUGGGUUGGGUUUUCGUUUAUCGUGUGCAUUGGCUGGAUUGGCGUGACGUCAUAUAUGUUAGUCUGGAUGGUAACUGUGAUUGGCUAUACAUUUCUCAUACCUGACUCUGUUAUGGGGUUGUCACUGGUUGCUUUUGGUAGCAGUGUCCCGGAUUGUUUAUCCAGUCUAUUUGUCGCCCGCAAAGGUGAUGGAGAUAUGGCUGUCUCUCACACUGUAGGAAGCAAUGUGUUCGAUAUUCUUCUGUGUCUUGGCAUACCAUGGCUCAUCAAGACAACUGUCUGGGAAUAUGAUUCAUCGGUAGUAAUCAAUAGCCAUGGUUUGCUUAUUUCCUGCUUCUUUAUUCUUGGUUCUAUUGCUGUCACACUCAUUAUAAUAUAUUACUACAAGUGGACUCUCAACAAGAAAGUUGGUUGGAUCUAUAUGUUCUUUUACUUCGUAUUCAUGAUCAUUUCUGUGGUAGUAGAGAUGAAUGCCUUUGGGAAUUUCAACCCUCCAAUGUGCAUCGUUAACGUCUAAAAUAUCGACCCUUUUCCGGCACAUAAGACAAAGAAAAUCAACAAGAGACGAAUUUGAGAUAAUUUUGAAACUUUAAGCUUAAAAGUGGGUGCUUCAAGAUGGUUAGGUAAUAUAUAGAAGUCACUGUAGGAAAGGAUUUUCUGUAGUCUGAACAAAAAUAGCUUUAUCAAUGGCAUCGCACUGAGUAUAAAAUGGCAACAGUUUAGUCAUGAAAGUCUCGUACAACUACGUCAAAUUCAAUUAAUGAUACUGCCAUGUUACUCAUGGUAACAAGCAUGGCGUUUCCAUGGAGAGGAUCAAGUAGUAGAUCUAAGCCAAUGUUUUUGCAUCAUAUCCAUUGAAGUAACACUACUAUGACACUCAACGUUUUGGCACAAGAAUCAAGAAAUUAACGCGAACAAUGAUUUACUAUGCACGCUGAAACAAAUCAAAAAGUAAAAAAGUAUAUAAAAAAAAAGAAACAGCCUUUUUGACAGAACAUUUGAUGACCGUAUAUUUAUAGUUUUCUUCGUCAUAUGACAUCAUGGAUGACGUCAUAUAUCCCAUGCUAACGUCAUAUAUUACUGACGCACUUCAGAGCACGUCGUGCUUUCUCUCAAGUAAAAAAACGUGCUGCUGCACUGUCAUCUUCCUCAUGUUUCGCAAAGAUGGAGUGGACACAUUUGAUAUGAUGCUUUUGAGGAAAGACAGAAUGAAUUUAAAUCAAGAUUUAUGCAGUGUUGAAACCAUGCAGCAGGCAAAGCAUCAUUAUCAUCAUCAUUGUCAAUCUUCCCUAUCCACUGUUGCAGCAGACUGGUUGCCCAGGAUCGGUAUUUCCAACAUGAGCAGCAAUCUUGUUUUAUGCUGUAUUUCCUAUUGCGACAAUACUAAACAUUUUACUCAACACUAAGCAUUGCUCAAAACCUUAUGAUCAAAAUAUUCACUAGUUCCAUACUCAUAAAAUAAGAAUAAAUAAAUAAAUCACUUCUAUUUAAGUGUCAAUAUUCUAUGCACACAACGCUCAGCUCACAUGUUGAUUACGGAGGGAAUCGAGGAAACGAGUCAUUCAAAUAACAAGUAGUUUAAGAAAAAUCCCUUAAACGACCUUUGGAAAGCCAUAGAAAUAAAAUUAAUCAAGACUGAA